AUGUGUGUUGUAUCACCGGGAGGGUGUAUCAUGCACUCACCAACAAACAAUGUGUCAGGGGUCUCGCGCCUGAAACCCAGGUCUGGUGUGAGUGUUGAUGAUGAUGAGGUUGAUGGUGUUGGUGAUGAGAUUGGUGAUGUCGAUGAUAAUGAGGUUGAUGGUGUUGGUGACGAGAUUGGUGAUGUCGAUGAUAAUGAGGUUGAUGGUGUUGGUGAUAAGGUUGGUGGCGUCAACACGAGUGUCCAGUGUGUUGACUUGAUGCUUGAAGUGAUCCCCGGACCGCAGUGGACUACUGCCUUCGGUUCUAUCGAUAUCCGGACCGCUAACCUGCUAUGGGCGCCUUCGGACGUCAGGUAG
Ustilago hordei is the source of this 357-nucleotide messenger RNA. RefSeq lists its product as uncharacterized. The record is from RefSeq and is a predicted model, not a curated record. The transcript has 3 exons. The coding region runs from base 1 to 357 and encodes 118 amino acids. Lineage: Eukaryota; Fungi; Basidiomycota; Ustilaginomycetes; Ustilaginales; Ustilaginaceae.